Molecule: messenger RNA, 6713 nt
Organism: Protopterus annectens (West African lungfish)
Lineage: Eukaryota; Metazoa; Chordata; Ceratodontiformes; Protopteridae
Product: clathrin heavy chain 1-like
Exons: 34
Coding region: 534-5585 (1683 amino acids)
Biological process (GO): intracellular protein transport; receptor-mediated endocytosis
Cellular component (GO): clathrin-coated endocytic vesicle; clathrin coat of trans-Golgi network vesicle; clathrin complex
Molecular function (GO): clathrin light chain binding; structural molecule activity
Source: RefSeq, a predicted model, not a curated record
GCAUCAGUCACAUGAUCCUUAGUAACGGAAACUCUGCCGCAGUACGACGAACCCGCAGUGUGUAUUAAAACAUAAAGCAAUGCCCAGGUCUUGAGGCUAAAGUGGGACCUCCCGUAAAGGGACUCCAAUAUCUUCCACACAACCUAGGAGAGGAAAGACUAAGGGGUGGAGCUCUGAGGUGACGCGGUAUAGGAACUAUUUUAAACCUCCUUACUUCAUCACUACACGUUUUUUAUUACUGUGGCGCGUCUGGGUCGUGGAAGGAUUGUAUGUAGAAAAGUUUAUAUUAUAUUUUUUGCCAGCGUGGGAAGAAUGGAAUAUUUAAUCAGAUAGAAUCUACUCGGAUUGAAGAGGUCCAGUAGUCGGCAUCCCAUAUCCUUUCGUUCUUUCCGUCACCCAGCGUUGUAUAGCAGCAUCUCUUUGCCCCUCCCUUAUUUCUUCCCCCCAGAAACGCCGCCUAGCGUCUCACAGAGCUUCUCCGGGCAGGUUCUGUGCUGUAUGUUGGAUUUGGGUCUGUUUAAUUUUAUCUAGUCAUGGCACAAAUACUUCCCAUAAGGUUCCAGGAGCAUUUCCAGCUCCAGAAUUUGGGCAUUAAUCCUGCUAAUAUUGGCUUCAGUACUCUGACGCUGGAAUCUGAUAAAUUUAUCUGUGUCCGAGAGAAGGUGGGAGAACAAGCACAGGUGGUCAUUAUUGACAUGAGUGACACUUCUAAUCCAAUUCGACGACCGAUCUCUGCUGAUAGUGCCAUUAUGAAUCCUGCUAGCAAAGUGAUUGCUCUGAAAGAUGCUGGAAAAACGCUACAGAUAUUUAACAUCGAAAUGAAGAGUAAAGUGAAAGCUCAUACCAUGUCUGAGGAAGUGACGUUUUGGCGAUGGAUAUCUGUGAAUACAGUUGCCUUGGUAACAGAGACUGCUGUUUACCACUGGAGUAUGGAGGGGGAUUCGCAACCCCAAAAGAUGUUUGAUAGACAUGCCAGCCUUGCAGGUUGUCAAAUCAUCAACUAUAGGACAGAUCAUCAACAGAAGUGGCUACUCUUGAUAGGAAUAUCUGCACAGCAAAACCGUGUGGUUGGUGCAAUGCAGCUGUAUUCUGUGGAUCGGAAGGUAUCUCAGCCAAUAGAAGGCCAUGCCGCAGCUUUUGCAGAAUUUAAAGUUGAAGGAAAUACUUCACCUUCAACACUCUUUUGUUUCGCUGUGCGGACCCAGGCAGGAGGCAAGUUGCAUAUUAUUGAAGUUGGUCAACCUGCAGCUGGAAAUCAACCUUUUGCAAAGAAAGCUGUCGAUGUCUUCUUCCCUCCUGAAGCUCAGACAGACUUCCCUGUGGCUAUGCAGAUUGGGGCAAAGCAUGGCGUAAUUUAUUUGAUCACCAAGUAUGGAUACAUUCAUUUGUAUGAUCUGGAAUCUGGAGUAUGCAUUUACAUGAACCGGAUCAGUGCAGAUACCAUAUUUGUAACUGCUCCGUAUGAACCUACCUCUGGCAUUAUAGGAGUGAACAAGAAAGGGCAGGUACUGUCAGUCUGUGUUGAAGAAGAAAAUAUUGUGAAUUAUGCAACAAAUGUCCUGCAAAAUCCAGACCUUGGUCUUCGAAUGGCUCUGCGCAGUAAUCUGCCUGGUGCUGAGGAACUCUUUGCUCGGAAGUUUAAUACAUUAUUUGCACAAGGGAAUUAUGGGGAAGCUGCUAAAGUGGCUGCAUCAGCACCUAAGGGAAUCCUACGAACGGCUGACACAAUUAGAAAAUUCCAGUCUGUGCCAGCUCAACCAGGACAAGCCUCUCCAUUACUUCAGUACUUUGGGAUUUUGCUUGACCAGGGACAGCUUAAUAAAUUUGAAUCUUUGGAACUCUGCCGCCCAGUGCUUCAGCAGGGUCGUAAACAGCUUUUGGAGAAAUGGCUGAAGGAAGACAAGCUGGAAUGUUCAGAGGAGCUUGGAGACUUGGUUAAGACUGCAGACCCAACUCUUGCUUUAAGUGUGUAUCUGCGUGCCAGUGUACCGAACAAAGUAAUUCAGUGUUUUGCUGAAACGGGUCAGUUUCAGAAAAUUGUGCUGUAUGCAAAAAAGGUUGCCUAUACUCCGGAUUGGAUUUUCCUUUUAAGAAAUGUAAUGCGAGUAAGCCCAGACCAAGGCCUUCAGUUUGCACAGAUGCUUGUACAGGAUGAAGAACCAUUAGCAAACAUCAAUCAGAUUGUUGAUGUCUUCAUGGAAAAUAACCUAGUUCAGCAGUGUACUUCAUUCCUCUUGGAUGCCUUAAAGAAUAAUCGUCCUGCUGAGGGACAUCUACAGACACGUUUGCUGGAAAUGAAUCUGAUACAUGCCCCACAGGUUGCUGAUGCCAUUCUUGGGAACCAGAUGUUCACACACUAUGACCGUGCACAUAUUGCCCAGUUAUGUGAGAAAGCAGGCCUGCUACAGAGAGCUUUAGAACACUAUACUGAUCUGUAUGACAUUAAACGAGCUGUAGUUCACACUCACCUCCUUAAUCCUGAGUGGCUUGUGAAUUUCUUUGGCUCCCUUUCAGUGGAGGACUCCGUAGAGUGUCUUCGUGCUAUGCUUUCAGCCAACAUUCGUCAAAACCUGCAAUUGUGUGUUCAAGUGGCAUCAAAAUAUCAUGAGCAGUUAGGCACCCAAACCUUGGUGGAGCUGUUUGAAUCUUUUAAAAGUUAUGAAGGAUUGUUUUAUUUUUUGGGUUCUAUUGUAAACUUCAGUCAAGAACCAGAUGUCCACUUCAAAUACAUCCAGGCAGCUUGCAAGACUGGACAGAUCAAGGAAGUAGAGCGAAUAUGUCGUGAGAGUAAUUGCUAUGAUCCAGAACGUGUGAAGAAUUUUCUAAAGGAGGCCAAGCUCACUGAUCAACUCCCUUUGAUUAUUGUAUGCGACAGAUUUGAUUUUGUUCAUGAUCUGGUGCUGUACCUGUAUCGCAACAACUUACAGAAAUACAUAGAAAUCUAUGUACAGAAGGUGAAUCCAAGUCGAAUACCUGCAGUUGUGGGUGGGCUUCUCGAUGUAGAUUGUUCAGAAGACAUCAUCAAAAAUCUUAUUAUGAUUGUCCGUGGGCAGUUCUCGACAGAUGAAUUGGUAGCUGAGGUGGAAAAACGCAACAGGUUAAAACUGCUGCUUUCUUGGUUGGAAUCUCGAAUUCAUGAAGGCAGUGAAGAGCCUGCUACUCACAAUGCCCUAGCUAAAAUUUACAUCGACAGCAACAAUAAUGCGGAACGUUUCCUGCGCGAGAACCCAUUCUACGACAGUUGUGUUGUAGGCAAAUACUGUGAAAAGCGGGAUCCCCACCUAGCCUGUUUAGCAUAUGAAAGGGGGCAGUGUGAUCUUGAACUCAUCAAGGUUUGCAAUGAGAACUCGCUUUUCAAGAGUGAGGCUAGAUACUUGGUACGCAGGAAGGACCCCGAGCUGUGGGCAAGAGUACUGGAUGAGAAUAACCCUUACAGAAGACCACUGAUUGAUCAGGUGGUUCAGACUGCACUUUCAGAAACCCAAGACCCCGAAGAAGUAUCUGUUUCAGUAAAAGCUUUCAUGACUGCAGACUUGCCUAAUGAAUUGAUUGAACUGUUGGAGAAAAUAGUCUUGGACAAUUCAGUGUUCAGUGAGCACAGAAAUCUCCAGAAUCUUUUAAUUCUGACUGCAAUCAAAGCUGAUCGCACACGUGUCAUGGAGUACAUCAACCGUUUGGAUAACUAUGAUGCUCCUGAUAUUGCAAACAUUGCCAUCAGUAAUGAGCUGUUUGAAGAGGCCUUUGCUAUAUUUCGAAAGUUUGAUGUGAAUACAUCUGCUAUUCAGGUCCUUAUAGAACAUAUAGGAAAUUUGGAUCGUGCCUAUGAGUUUGCAGAGAGGUGCAACGAGCCAGCAGUUUGGAGUCAGCUGGCCAGGGCACAGCUCCUGAAGGACAUGGUAAAAGAAGCCAUCGAUUCUUACAUCAAGGCAGAUGAUCCUUCCUCUUACAUGGAAGUAGUUAAUGCAGCCAGCAGGAACAACAGCUGGGAAGAUUUGGUUAAAUUCCUUCAAAUGGCCAGGAAAAAGGCAAGGGAAUCCUAUGUGGAAACAGAGCUGAUUUUUGCUUUAGCAAAGACCAACAGACUAUCGGAGCUGGAAGAAUUUAUUGCUGGUCCUAACAAUGCUCAUAUCCAGCAGGUUGGUGACCGUUGUUAUGAUGAUGGAAUGUAUGAAGCAGCCAAAUUGUUGUACAACAAUGUUUCAAACUUUGCCCGGUUGGCAUCUACCCUAGUGCAUGUUGGAGAAUACCAAGCAGCUGUGGACAGUGCCCGCAAGGCUAAUAGCACCAGAACUUGGAAGGAGGUAUGCUUUGCUUGCGUUGAUGGGCAGGAGUUUCGGCUGGCACAGAUUUGUGGUCUUCACAUUGUAAUCCAUGCUGAUGAACUUGAAGAGCUUAUCAGCUAUUACCAGGAUCGUGGCUACUUCGAGGAGCUGAUUGCCUUACUUGAAGCUGCACUUGGCCUGGAACGUGCUCACAUGGGAAUGUUCACUGAGCUUGCCAUCCUGUAUUCCAAGUUUAAACCUCAGAAGAUGAGAGAGCACCUGGAACUGUUCUGGUCCCGAGUCAAUAUUCCAAAAGUACUUCGUGCUGCUGAGCAGGCCCAUCUGUGGGCUGAACUGGUUUUCCUGUAUGACAAAUAUGAAGAGUAUGACAAUGCAAUAAUUACUAUGAUGAAGUACCCCACUGAUGCAUGGAAGGAGGGACAGUUCAAAGAUAUCAUUGCCAAGGUUGCCAAUGUGGAACUGUAUUAUAAGUCCAUGGAUUUCUACUUGGAUUACAAACCUCUUUUAAUCAAUGAUCUCCUGUUAGUACUAUCUCCACGACUGGAUCAUACCAGGACAGUCAACUUUUUCGUCAAAGUGAACCAGUUGCCUUUGGUCAAACCUUAUUUACGUUCUGUUCAGAAUCACAACAACAAAGCUGUCAACGAGGCUCUGAAUAACCUGCUUACAGAGGAGGAAGACUAUCAGGGUUUACGUGCAUCAAUUGACGCAUAUGAUAACUUUGACAACAUCAGCCUUGCUCAGCGCUUGGAGAGACAUGAACUAAUUGAGUUUAGACGUAUCGCAGCAUAUCUGUACAAGGGCAACAACCGUUGGAAACAGAGUGUGGAGCUUUGCAAAAAAGAUCGUCUUUACAAGGAUGCAAUGCUGUAUGCAGCAGAGUCAAAAGACACAGAGCUGGCAGAGAAGUUGCUACAGUGGUUCUUAGAGGAAGGCAAACAUGAAUGCUUUGCUGCUUGUUUAUUCACAUGCUAUGAUCUAUUACACCCAGAUGUUGUUCUUGAACUGGCUUGGAGGCAUAAUAUUAUGGAUUUUGCAAUGCCUUAUUUCAUCCAGGUCAUGCGGGAGUACCUCACAAAGGUUGAUGAAGUGAGUGAGAAGGUUGAUAAACUUGAUGCUUCUGAAAAUCUGAGAAAAGAGGAGGAACGAGUAACAGAACCCACUCCAAUUGUGUUUGGUCAGCAGCUGAUGUUAACAGCAGGUCCCAGCCCUGUCCCUAAUGCAGUCCCACCACAGUCUGGUUUUCCAUAUGGAUAUACAGCACCUGGAUACACUCAGCCACCUUUUGGGUUUUCUAUGUGAAAGUUACUUUUGGUCUCUCAUUGUUUGACAAUAUCUUGUUUCACGCUACAUCACCAAGAAAUGUGACUGUCUUAAUACCACAGCACCACUUUGUUGGGAAAAUGCUCUUCCAGCACAGACAUUUCUGAAGGAUUCUUAUGUCAGUAAUUUAUUGUGUUCCUGUUGGAUUUCAACUUUAAAGCCCAGCUUUUAAAUUAUUGGCAUUGCAGACUUCCCAAGUAUAUAUACAAGCACUAAGGAAGUUAAUUGUUGGGAAAAAAAGUGGCGUCUCAUGACUGUACUGGAAGUAAAGGUUAGCAGCUGAUGAAGCAGUAAGGUUUGCUCUUGGUUCAGACUUGCAUUUGUCUUUCUGGUAAAUAGACAUUUGCACUUGAAGAAAAAGUGUACUGUACAGUGUUAGACUUAAAACAUGCAUAGGUAAAUAGGUGGAGAAUUUUAACUUAUUAAAUUUUGAAGUGUAAUAUAUACCUGUGGACAUCAUUGGUUGAGUAAGCAUACAGUGUUUUGACUUCCACUAUUUAUACCUCUAAGCAUUAAAAAAGUAGUAUUGCAUUUGAAGCAGACACUCCAGAUUUUGUCACUGUUCUGCUGCCUAUUGGUUGUACAAGUUUAUAAGAAAGUAUCUUUUAAUAAGAUGAUGUUUUACAUGUACUUGGCACUUUGCUGUUAAAGUAAUGGUACAGCUGGUAGAAUUAGGGCUGAAGUAGUUUCUUCCGUUAAAAUAUGAAACUAACAAGAGAUGAAUAUAAUAUCUACUGUUUUCUGUGCAUGUGUCAUAAAUAGAAUGCAGUUACACAAAGGGACACGGAGAAGUUGCCAAUGAAGAUAUUGACCAGUGGACCUGAUUCUCUGAAACAAAUGCUCAACACAUUUUAAAAUACAUGCAGUGCAGACCCUCAAGGGUCAGUGACUUUUUUUCACUGUGACAGUGCAAAUACAAUGCGCUCAUGUUGCAUAUGCUUCCAAGAAUGCCAUCAAAGAUGCAUUAAUUGCCAUGUGCCACUCUUCAAUUUAUUGGAAAUAUUUUAUUAACUGAAAGUAGGAGAGAGAUGUAUAAUUUAUCGUCAUGGAAUCUUGUGAUACUCAUGAAUAUUAUAGUCCAUAUUAUAAAGUCCAUUUAUAAAUGUG